This is a messenger RNA of Hymenoscyphus albidus, 1602 nucleotides long. The record is from the annotation of a GenBank genome assembly. Lineage: Eukaryota; Fungi; Ascomycota; Leotiomycetes; Helotiales; Helotiaceae.
AUGGAAGCAACAUCCAGCUUCUUCGAUGGAGACAGUCCACUCUUACAACUUCUUGGAAAAUGGGCCUACAAGGCCUACGAAGAAACGGAUCUGAUCCAGAUGCACACUCAUCUCAUUCUGGCCGCUCUGUUCCCCAUCUUCAUUGGUGCACAUGCAUCUUUACGACGUCCUCCCUCAGCCAAAGCACCAGUGAACGAGGAGAACGAAGAUGGUGAAGAUGAUGGAAUCGAAAAGGAACCAGUUGUGGAGGGCCUGACGCCAUCUGAUGCGAUUAUGUUCCCGGUCCUGGCUGGUAUCACCUUGGCCGGCCUUUACUUUGUGAUAAAGUGGUUGAAAGAUCCAGCAAUUCUGAACAAAAUACUCACUUGGUAUUUUUCGGCUCUGGGAGUCUUUGGUGUUGGAAAGUUGGCGGGAGAUAGUCUAAAUGUGGCAACUGGCUUCUUCUUCCCGUCUGUGUGGUCGAGUGGAGAGGAAACAUACCAUGUCGAUCAGAUGCUUCGCAAGCAACUCACUGGAAAUGCCAACGUAGCUCGAAUUCAACAACAUCGCACGAUCGCUGGGGGAAAAACAAACCCACUUCCUGGUCUACUUUCUAACAUCAAGUUUUCCAAAUCUUUCACCAACAAAUUGUGGUCCUUGAGAGCAUUCCUCAUAAACAAAUGGAUUUUCAGAGCUCGUGUCCAUGGCAUUUGCGAUCAUAAAUCCAGAGUUAGACUGAAUGAUGUGAUGGGAUUGGUUUUGGGACUUACAGCCAUAAUUCUUUACAACACCAUUGGAAAAACUUGGUGGUUGACCAAUCUCAUCGGAUUUGGUUUCUGCUACGGUACCCUACAACUUCUGUCGCCCACAACUUUCUGGACCGGGUCUUUGGUAUUGGCUGGGCUUUUUAUCUACGAUAUCACAAUGGUUUUUUACACACCACUCAUGGUUACCGUAGCUACUACCCUCGACGUUCCCAUCAAACUUGUUUUCCCAGGACCUAAACGUGGCGGUAUGCUUGGUUUAGGAGAUGUCGUCUUACCAGGAAUAAUGAUGGCUCUCGCCUUACGAUUUGAUCUCUACCUCCACUACCUCCGCAAGCAAUCAAGCAUCCCAAAUAAAGCUCUCGUCAACGAUGACCAAAAACCCACCAGAGCCGUAUACGAACCUUCCACCACUCUUUGGGGAGAACGGUUCUGGACCAACCCUCCAAAAGCCACCUCAGAAGCAACUAUUGCCGAUGGUGCACGCUUCUCAAAAGUCUACUUUAAAGCCAGUGUCGUGGGCUAUAUUUUCGGCAUGUUCGCCACCCUCAUCGUUCUCAACAUUUUUAACCACGCUCAGCCCGCUCUCCUGUAUCUUGUUCCCGGGGUUCUGGGAGCAUUGUGGGGUACGGCUGCUUAUCGAGGGGAACUCACUUUGAUCUGGAAUUAUACCGAGGAUGGGAGUUUGGAUUACUAUGAACCGGAUUCUGAACAGGAGAAAUGGGAGGAUGAGAAGAAGGAUGGUGAGAAGAAAAAAGAUGAACAUGCUCAUCAUGUAUUUUUGUUCUCGCUGUCGGAACCGAAGGGGAAGCAAAGUUUGGGUGCUGAACUUGUAUUGCCGGGGAAGAAAGAGGAGUAG